Bipolaris zeicola 26-R-13 is the source of this 906-nucleotide messenger RNA. RefSeq lists its product as uncharacterized. NCBI's taxonomy places the organism in Eukaryota, Fungi, Ascomycota, Dothideomycetes, Pleosporales, Pleosporaceae. The transcript has a single exon. The record is from RefSeq and is a predicted model, not a curated record. Bases 1 to 906 code for a protein of 301 amino acids.
AUGGUCCAAAAUGCCCUCUUACCCAAGCCCAUCCCCGCCGAUGCCGUCACCGUCGGCCAGCUGCUCACGGACCCCGUCCAUCCAGAGCGUGACUCUUUCUACCCUGACAAGGCCCACUCGGCAGUCGAUGACUUGAACGACUUCCACAUCCAGCUCCGCUACAAGGACCUCUACUCAGUCGACACCGAGGGCCGUUUUAUGACAAACUAUGGCGCCAAAUUCGAUCUCGGCCGGAUAUACAGACAGCCCAACCUGCUCACUGUCAAGGCCGAGCAGAUGGUCCAAUGCACCACCCAGAGCCCUACAAGGGCCUUUGAGGCCGUGUGCAGCGAUGCCGAUGCCCGCGCCUGGAUGGCUGAACAAAUCCAAGCAGGAAAGCCGCUGUACAUUGUUCUUGGAUUGACCGAACUCAAGAAUGCCAGCUUCAAGCGAGCUAAGCUCCGUGACGCCGGCGCCUCCAACCGCCUCAAUGAGUUGCCUCUUGAAAAAGACGCCAAGGUCCCCCCUUCUCUGCGGGGAAGAUCUGGCGCUAGCUUGGGGGCAAUUGGCACCGAGCCCUUGAUAUCAGGCGUCUUCGGCAUGGACGUGAGGCGUAUUGUCGCCAGACUCACCACCCCCGCAGAGCCACAUCGCUUGGAGGAUAUUGGUUACCGAUGGUCCUACUACGAUGUCCCGGGCUCCGCCAACAAGGAGCAAUUGGCAGUUGGUCUAGGUCAGUCGCUCAAGGCUAAUGAACUGCGCCUCAUGCUCGACCUCAGCAAAGAGGACGUCCAGGAUAAUCUCGAUGCCAUAAGCAAGCUCAGUCUCGAUGCACUAAGCGCUACGGCUAGUCCUAUGCUCAAGCCUAGCACUCCCAUGCUACGCGGACGAUCGCCUUCCCCGCACCCCGCUAUGCUCCGCUCAUAG